AGCAGUCUUUUCUCUUCUUCCGGGAAAUGGAGAAUGUUUGGGUUUAAUGUUAUAACCUAGAGUUACACUAUCUAGUAAAACUGAUUUUCAGUUAUAUAAUUGUUUGCGGUAUGGCUGCUUGAUAACUGAUAAUCUGGUUUUUACAAUUUCAUAGGGCUUACUGAAUGGCAAUAUGGAGAAACCUGGGGAAAUUGUCAAGCAACUUGAAACUUUUGUAGUUAAAGAGGCGCCUUCUACUGCUUAUUAUGUUCCUGAAUUCAUAAGCAAGGAUGAAGAAGCAUACCUUCUACAGCAAGUAUACAAAGCCCCAAAACCAAAGUGGACCCAGCUUUCUGGCCGGCGACUUCAGAAUUGGGGUGGCCUGCCCCAUCCUAAUGGGAUGCUUUCUGAGAAACUGCCCAGCUGGCUUGAGAAAUACACUGAAAAGAUUUCUGCCCUUGGAGUAUUUUCUGGGAAAACUGCCAAUCAUGUCUUGGUGAAUGAAUACAAACCAGGUGAAGGAAUUAUGCCACAUGAGGAUGGGCCGCUCUACCACCCCACAGUGACUACUAUUAACCUGGGGUCUCAUACUCUCUUAGAUUUCUACCAUCCAAUAGACAAUUCACAGGAUGUUCCCCAAACUGAAAAGAGCCGCUACCUACUGUCUCUGCUGGUGGAGCCCCGGAGCCUUCUGGUUCUUCAGCAUGACAUGUAUAAGUACUUUCUUCAUGGCAUCCAGGGUGUGAAUCAGGACAUCCUAACUGACAGGGUAGCUAAUCUGUCAGCAACAAAUGCUUCUAUGGGAGACUGCUUGACUCGGAGCACCCGUGUGUCAUUGACGAUACGGCAUGUUCCUAAAGUUCUAAGAACCACUGUGCAACUGGGCAAAUAAGGUCCAGUGGGGCUCCCACAAGUGUAAUUUGAUUGUUAGAAUUUUCCAAGUUCAAAUCAAGCUUUUAAUAUUGCUAGUACUUGAGGGAGGGAUAAAGCACAUGUAUAUUUGCACAAUGUUCCGUUGAGAUUUUGCUUUUAUUGUUUAUAAUACAACACAUACAGGAAGUGGCAGUAUUAUGUAAACAGUAACGCUGUGUUCAUUUUGUUGUGUGUUGUAUUUGGAGUUUAAAAAAAUAAAAAAGGCGUUCAGUUAAACAUAA
Molecule: messenger RNA, 1133 nt
Organism: Paramormyrops kingsleyae
Lineage: Eukaryota; Metazoa; Chordata; Actinopteri; Osteoglossiformes; Mormyridae
Gene: alkbh6
Product: alkB homolog 6
Cellular component (GO): nucleus
Source: RefSeq, a predicted model, not a curated record